This is a messenger RNA of Venturia canescens, 5715 nucleotides long. RefSeq names its product myc protein (gene Myc). The record is from RefSeq and is a predicted model, not a curated record. Gene Ontology annotation, biological process: regulation of transcription by RNA polymerase II. NCBI's taxonomy places the organism in Eukaryota, Metazoa, Arthropoda, Insecta, Hymenoptera, Ichneumonidae. Bases 826 to 2619 code for a protein of 597 amino acids. The transcript has 3 exons. Gene Ontology annotation, molecular function: protein dimerization activity; RNA polymerase II cis-regulatory region sequence-specific DNA binding; DNA-binding transcription factor activity, RNA polymerase II-specific.
UUGAAGUGAAGAUCGGCCCGGCCCGAUCGGCAAACCGUGGUCUUGCAUCCGAGUUUCCUCCUUAGAUCGACGCUCGCUUCUAUUUUGUUCGUUUGAUUCAUUUGUUUUGAUUUAUUCUCCGAUCUGUAGACCGGGCUAGAGUUCACCGCUCGAAUUGAUUAAAAACAAAACACGUUCGGAAAGCGCGACUCUUGGAAAAUAGGUAAAAAAGGAAUAACGAUAUAUAUAUACGUUAUAUAUAUAUAUAUAUAUAAAAACACCCAACGUAGCGGUAUCGGUGAUUCGUGGAUAUAAGCAAACCCGAUAAAUAAACAAGAAUGAAUAGCUAUCUGAGCUCCAUCUCCAACGACGACAACUGUACCAGCGUUUUAACGAGUUUUCUAUUCGUACGAAAUCCAGCAAAUUUAUCGAAAACUUUAAACGCUGACGAUCGUGACAAGUGUUUGGAUAUUUCAACGGGAAUGAGAAAACCCUGGAGCAACAGCAUCUGCUGAGGCUCAACAAUCAGUGAUACUUGUUCAAAUAAAGGGAAUUUAUUUAAACGGGAAUAAAAAGAAUGAACUUUUAUGAGAUUAUAGACUCUACGUUGUGCGUUUAGUGAUCGCCAACUAUCAAAGUUUCGUUCGAUAGUGUUCCUUCCCAUUUUGCACUCGGCAAAGAUUUACUAGGCUGCAUCUUCGCAUCGAAAAUUUUGAACGCUGUCUAAACGAAGUUUAAUAACAACCUGCGAGUGAUAAAAAAAAUUUCGUCUAGUGCGUGGUUUUGAAGUUUAUUGGAUUAUCACACAUUACUUCAAGGUACGUCAGUGAGCAAAAGAUCGAAAAGAUGCCUGUACCGGUUUGGGAUUAUUCGGACAUGCAGAUGGACUCGGUCUUGUCGGACGACAUAUGGAAAAAGUUCGACCUUGACGAGCCGCUGGACGAGCAGCACAUCUACGCUCAUCAGAAUGCGGCUAGUUUGACGAGUGCGAUGGGUUACUCGAACGGAGCGAGUGACAAGAGCAUGAUGAUGAUGAUGGGCAGCAUGAACGGUCACGACAACGGUGUGAACAACCCUGAGCUCGAUUACGAGGAAAGUACGAACAACCAGGCGGUCAGUUUGUCCGACUUCUACGACAAAAUAUCCUGCCGGGAGUCUCGAGAGAUACGCCACCACGAUUGCAUGUGGGCAGGUCUGUGCAUAAGCAAAGAGCACAACAGAACGUUACCGGCCAAGAAAGAGGCGAUAGUCAACAGCAAAAAAGUCCCGGCGGGACGGAGCUUGCUAAUAUCUUCGAGAACUGCGAGCCUCAACUCCGCCAGCCAACAGACCUCGGCUCACCAUCAGCGGACGCAGAGCUCCGGACAGUCGCAAACUUUGUACCAGCAGCAACAACAGCAGAGAAGAAACAAAGACGGCCUGGAGAGCGACGGGGACUCGGCAAGACCGGAAACUCCUCAAAGCUCCGAGUCCGAGUCCGAGGACGAGGAAGACGAGGACGAGGAGGAAGACGAGCUCGAUGAGGAGCACGUCGGGAGAACCGCAUCGAGAAAUACAACCACCGGGCAUGUUCGAAUCAAACAAGAGAUCGAGGACGUUCCCCUCAUCUUCAAACACGAUCAGAUCAGCAUCAACGACAAAUUGUCCGAGUGCAUGACCGACGACACCUCUCACGUCGUCAGAUCCGCACCCGUCAGCGAAGUCACGGGUCAAAUCGUGAAAAAAUCUCAGCACCAUCACCACCCGCAUUACCACCGUCACAACUACCCCCACCAUCAUCAUACGCACCAUCAGACCAAUGUCAAAGUGAAAAUCGAGCCCGAUACCGAAUCCGAGCACUGGCCCUGCGAGUCCAACGAUCAGCAACAACGCGUCGUCAAAAAUGAACCCGACAACUGGAACACCCUCAAUGACCAUUGCUAUCAUCAGCCCAGCAGCAAAAAACUCGAACAUCUCGGCGUCCAAACCCCAUCGGAUUCCGAGGAGGAAAUCGACGUGGUGACGUUCGAGAAGCCAUGCAGACCCGCGGCGUUGCCAACGUAUCCCAGCAUAGCGGAUCAACAACAUUUUCAAUUGACGGUAAAGAGCGCCCUGAAGGAGAAACCCGUGACGGCGCCACGGCCCCGUGGUCGGCCACCCUCGAAUGGUACUCCGCGAAAACGUAGCGCACCGAACGACUCGAGACCGACGAAACGCGCGAAGCAUCGACCCUAUCAGAGCCGUUCGAAAGUAACGAAAAACAAUGCUCCACCGACGCCAGUCACGUCACCGUUGAAAUCGUCAUCGCCGAUUGGAACACUGCAAACGAGCGCGGGGGCGAGCGCGCCAGGAACGUCGAGGAGCUCGUCGUCGGACGACGAGCCAGACACGGAAAAACGAAGUUUGCACAACAAUAUGGAACGCCAGAGGCGAAUAGAGCUGAGGAAUGCCUUCGAGGAUUUGCGUUUGCUCGUACCGGAAAUCGAGGACAAAGAGAAGGCCCCGAAAGUCGCAAUUUUAAGGCAGGCGGCUAUUUACUGUGAUAAAUUGACGGAAAUCGAUCGAGCCACGAGCGCUAAAGUCAUCGAAAUGAAAAGACGACAAGAGAGGCUCCGAGCGAGGCUCAGUCAACUCAGAAGAAGUUUAGCCAUGACUCGUUGAGAGUCUUUUCCUCCCCCCGAUCCUUGAAAAAACAAAAGGACCCGUUAAGAACAGACUCUUUCCAAUGAUCCCCCAAAACUGCCCUGGCUUGAUUUCAGGGCGAAGGAAAAAGCUCGUGUGAAAAUUCAAAAUCCCUCGUUUCGAGUGUGUUACAUCUGUUUUUCCGCCUCUCGAAUACGGAGAGUGAGAAAAAGGAACGAGGAGAAAAAAUAAACAUUUUCGUUUAGCCAUCGCGAUUAAUUGAAAAGUUUUUAUUUCGAUUGCGCAUUUCUUCGUAUUUUCUUUCAUCCGAAAUUUCGCUAUUUUUUUAUGCGAUUGGAAAUUUUUCUUAUGUUUUCUUUCCAAUCACACCCGUGAAGAAAAAGCCCGACAAAGUACGAAAAAAGGGCACGGUUUUCAGUGAAAAAUAACGCACGCGAGGGACGCGAUGAGCUGCCUGUAUUAUUUGGCUAAUCUCGCGAUCUAUCUUCGAGAAAAGUGGAAGGAAAUAAGACAAAAGAAAUGAAGAAACUACGUGAGAAAACGAGGAAAUUCCACGAGUCUCCGGACAGACCGGUUUGUCGCGAUUGUUCGUUUCAGCGUUAACGUCAAACGGUCGCACACUUGCAUACGAACCACACAUCGACCCACCCAUAAAUAUACAUAUAUAUAUAUAUAUUUUACGCGCUAAUGUACAUAGAUGAAAGAGGAAGAAAAAAUUCACACUUAUGUAAAGCUCCGAUACUCGCUUGUUUUUAAAAGAAAAUGGGGAAAAAAAUAAGAGAAUACGAAAAGAAACAAACAUUUUUUUCAUGCUGUAUAGACGCAGAAACGUGGGGCGAUUUACUAUUACUAUUAUUAUUAUUUUUUUCUUUUACGAUCGAUCGUUUGUAGUGCGGAAGGUAGUGGGAAAGAGCGGAAAUGAAGAUGGAGGCAGAGAGAGAGAGAGAGAGAGAGAGAAAAAAAUUGUUGAUUCGUGAUUUUUCAUAAUGAGAAGCAAAUAUUGCUUAUUAUCAAUGAGAAGAGGAAAACGAGGAGGAAGGGAAGGAAGAAAAAACAAGAAAAUCUUGUGCUUCAGGAUUAUUCAUCGCUUUAAAAAUAAUAACGAUAAUGAUAAUAAUAAUAUUGAUAAUGAUGAUAAUGUACGAUAGAUAACGAAUGUGUAAUCAUCGAGAUAGGGCUUUCUUAAGGACCGGAAAAAAAGUUUAUUCGAGGUAAUAUUAUUACGAUGCUUUACCUAGGCUAAGCUAUGAAUCGAUUGCUUCACAUUUUUUUCUUCAAUUUCAUCAUCACUUUCGGGAAAAACCCAAAAACAAAAGAGUAAGCGAAAAUAAUACGGAAGAAUUGGAUCGUUUCAAAUUUUUCGAGAAAAUCACCUUUUGUACUCGUCUCCGUGACGAAUAUUCAAAGGAGAAUAUUGAUUGCUUCGAACUCGGUUGUCCGUGGAAAUUUCGAGGGGGAAAAAAAAUACGUUUCCACGAUAGAAAUGAUUGGUAGAGGGAAAAUAGUAAUGGGAAUAAUAAAAGAAAAAGUAAAGCCGUUAACCAAGUCACCGUGAGUCGCCUAUAUAUUUUUUCUACACGACGAAGAUCGUUGCUUGGCACGAAUUCACAAACUAUAGCCUAUUUAAUAAACAAAUAAGUUUAUAAUGAUACACGUAUAAUACACACACACACACACACACACACACACACACACACACACACACACACACACACACACACACACACACACACACACACACACACACACACACACACACACACACACACUCACACACACACACACACACACGCGCGCGCGCGCGCGCGCGCGCGCGCGAAUAUAAAUGUAGAAAUAUAUUUUCUACGAAGAAUGAAAGAAACGUAGUUAGGAAAUAGUGAAACGAUGGGAAGAUGAGAAAAUAAUCGACCUAAAAUAAUGACAGAAGACUUUUUCAACCUCGGACAACCCCGUUUCGUCAAUUCAAAUCUGCCAACCUUCCAUCUUUUUCAUUUUCAAUGAAUUUUCAAUUUUUCCACUUUUCAUAAAAAAUAAACAAAAACAAAAAUAAAUAAACAAACAAACAAACAUAAACCAAACUCACAAAUUCUUCUUCGACCUAACUAACUUCCACGUGAUAGGAUUUAGAGUUAGAAUUAAAACAGAAGUGAAAACGGUUAGGAAUGAGGAGAGCUAAAAAAUUCGCUGUGCGAAUAUCCUAUAUCGACGAAAGAAUUUUCCAUUUUCUUUAUUUACCCUCACACCCGAAACUCGACGCGCCUCGUACUCCCGAAGAAAAAUUUCUCGUUUUAGGAAAUGAGAUGAGCCCCACGGGGCGUAGACUAAAUACAAUACAAAAAUAAACAAUUAAAAAAAAUAAAAUAAAAUAAACAUGCCACGAUACUCGCUAUUGAAACAAAAGAGAAAACAGUUUUGCCAUUGUUCGUUCGUUUUUUCCACGUUUCGAAUUUUUUGUCAUUAUUAUUAUUAAUAAUAUUAUUAUUACUAUUAUUUUUUAUUAUAAUUUCUAUCAUAUUAUGAUAAUUACAACGAUAGUUUUUACGCUUCGUUUAGUUCUUUGUUCCAUAAAAAACAAAAUAACAAAUCGAACGAAAGAAUCGUCUCGAUUACACGCGAAUGAACGGAUUACAAGUUUUUUUUUUUUUCUUUUUUCUCCUUUCGGUUUAUCGUUGCGUGGCAAACCGGAAGGGGAUUGCCCCUCACGAGGAAGGAGAAGAAGAGAUUCUUCGCGAGAGCAAGUGCGAGUGCAUGAAACAACCAAAGGGAAGAAAUGAGUCCGAGGGCAAUAAGAUAUUGUGAAAAAGUAAACGGGGAAGAAGAGUCGGUAAAGUGAAGGAAUAAGCAUGAAUAUUACCGGAAGUCAUUGUAAUAUCUCGGUUGAAGACCCUGAAAGUGCACUUGCCUCGCACGAAUCCUUCCGAUCUUUCCUGCCACUUGGUGAUUAAUGUUCAUUUCUCUGUCCAAAUGACACAUUUUUAACGCGUAUACAUAGUGUAUAUAAAACAAAAACAAAAAGUUUUUAUACUUACAUUAUACAUAUAUACAUUUAUAUAUGUAUAUGUGCAUGUAAAAAUUAUAUAUCUAAGUUUAUACAAUAAGUAUAUAUAUAUAUAU